AUGUUGGGUGAGGGAUUGAGCAAUAAGAUAAAACCUCUGAGCAGUAAUACUGUUUCCAGACUUAUUGAUGAGAUGGCCGCAGACGUUAAAUCAAAACUCAUCAAAUUUAUGAGAGAAGGUAAAUUUGCGUUGCAGAUUGAUGACUCAACUGUGAUAGAUAACAAAGCUAUUGUAUUAGCUUACAUUUUUAAAUUGGUCAAAGACUAUUUUGUGGAAAAAGAAAUUCCCCUUACAAAUGUAAGUGCUUGUGCAACAGAUGGUGCUCCUGCCAUGUCUGGUCGUCAUACUCGGCUUCUAGCGCACCUUAAAAAUGAAGUACCGGAGGUCAUCACCAUUGAUUGUGUCAUUCAUCGUCAAUAUUUGGCUGCAAAAAAGUUGAAUGGUGCCCUGCAUGACACUUUACAAUUCGUUAUUUCUGCCAUCAAUAAAAUCAAAGCUAAUUCUCUCAAUGACCGUUUGUUCCGAGAACUUUGCCGUGAAAAUGAAGAUUUCGAACGCUUGCCCCUACAUACAGAUGUGAGAUGGCUUUCAAAAGAAAACUGUUUGCAUCGUUUUUUCGAAUUUUUUGACUCGGUUACUGAGUUUCUCGAUACCACUGAUCCUGUUUUAAGUGAAAGUUUGAAGCAACGCAAGUUGGAAACUGCGUACCUCACGGAUAUUUUUGAAAAAAUGUGCAAAAUCAACGUAAAACUUCAAGGAAAUAAAGUGAACAUUAUCAAGGCUAGGGGAAACAUAUCUGCAUUCAUCGCCAAGUUUGAUAUCUACAAGUCAAAUAUCGGUCGCAAAGAGCUAAUGCAAUUUCCAACUCUUAGAAAGAGUUCAAUGGCAGAUAUCAAGAUUCUCGAAAAAAAUCUUAAUUUUUACUGA
Molecule: messenger RNA, 867 nt
Organism: Parasteatoda tepidariorum (common house spider)
Lineage: Eukaryota; Metazoa; Arthropoda; Arachnida; Araneae; Theridiidae
Source: RefSeq, a predicted model, not a curated record